Symbiodinium natans is the source of this 606-nucleotide messenger RNA. NCBI's taxonomy places the organism in Eukaryota, Dinophyceae, Suessiales, Symbiodiniaceae. The record is from the annotation of a GenBank genome assembly.
AUGGUGGAGGUAUGCCUCGGUUUGAGCAGCUGGUGUACUGUAAGACAGCAGCGGAUCAUGUGGCCAGGUUCCUUCAAGGAUGUAACCACCACGAACCGUGAGCUCAUGCGCAAGCCCCGUGACUUCGUCCUUGCUGCACCCAAUCCUGAGCUUCGUAUGGCGUUGGCUGAGCCAAGUGGAGAUUUCGGCCGGGCAGGGCGCAGCAGCUGGCAUUACAACCUCAGCCGCCCACUGGGACGGAAGGUGAAGUUGCACUCCAUGGCCUCAGCCAGCUUUGAUGGAGAGCAUCUGCCACACAUGGCAUCAUUGACUGGAACAUGGUCGACCUUGAAAUACGGCUGGAAUGGCACGGCAACUGCGAAUGCCCAAGCCUUCAACACAAUAUGCCCAUCAGUUCCGGAUGAAGAACCGAGAUCUAGACCCUCCACUCACACAGGCUCGUCGCUUCAGGCAGCCUCGCGGUUGGCAAGAACACCGCGACCGAGCUUAGUCGGAACGGCCGCAGCAGUGACAAGGAAGGGAGAGUUCGAAGCUUUGCUGAACCAAUCGGGGCUGUCGACUUGGACAGAGUUUUCGCCCACCAUUCGUCAUCCGCGGCUCUGGUGA